This is a messenger RNA of Annulohypoxylon truncatum, 1422 nucleotides long. RefSeq lists its product as uncharacterized. The coding region runs from base 105 to 1343 and encodes 412 amino acids. NCBI's taxonomy places the organism in Eukaryota, Fungi, Ascomycota, Sordariomycetes, Xylariales, Hypoxylaceae. The transcript has a single exon. The record is from RefSeq and is a predicted model, not a curated record.
GUCCGGUUCGUGCGGUGCGGUUUGCUGCUCUUUUCAACAAUUAAUUAUAAUAACUUCCCUUUUAAUUCUACUACCUGGUACCUAACGUCAAACUUGCUCGCAGUAUGGGGGCACGUCAGCCAACGAAGAGAGAAUCACGCGAAUUACUGCUCGGUAACUUACCAUGGUACAAUUAUUGGCUUCGAUCACAAGCCAGCCAGCAGCCCAAAGAACUAUAUACUUGUAUCGAAGACUCCGAUGGUGAAUUCAACGAUAAUUUAUUCGGCAAAAUAAAGUCCCUCUAUCUUAAAAUCUCGGAUGCUGUUGUCAACGAGCCGACUUUGAGUAUCAAUGACAUAGUUCAGAGACUCAUAGAAGAUGGCGGUAUCAUCGUGUCGGAGGAAACGCAGGGACUCAAAUCAGCAAUAGACUUAGUUUUCUCAAUUAUUGGUUGGCAAACUAUGCUUUACCGGCCGGAUGUGUUCUCAUGUCCUCCAUCAGAAUUCGGCAUCGCUGACGAGAUGGACGGCCACAGGGGAGAAAGUCACAUCUGUUUCAGGCAAUCCCGAACAGGAAGUAACAAAAGGCUUCCUGAUUUUCUUCUGGGGUUCGGGUUGAUGCUUCCACCGCGGAAUUACCAUACUCUCGACGACCCUGAAGAGAUUAAAAAUUUCAACCGGCUCAAGUCUAUUGAUCACUCAACUCUAAAUAUGUAUUUAUUGACAACAAUUGGUGGUGUCACCGUGAGCUGGACUGACUGCCUAGCCUGCCAUCUCGAGUUAGACAGCAGUUCCCGCCUUCUGUACUUGUUUCGUUACCCAUCCUUCUGCACGGCAAACAUGAAAAACCAAUCAUCAGAGGGUAACAGCCACUCAGUGAUCUAUUCAUGUGCUUCGGAUAUCCCUAGUAACAGCUACUGGGCUACACCGCAAGAUGUUACGGAGUUGCUUGAAGAGAUUGUUCUCUCUUACAGACUCCUGUUUGGACAGCACCACAGGUCACGGAAACUUCUUCGAAAGCUUCGUCCGUUUGAUCAUGUACCACCGAAUGGUCGCGACAAUUUUCUGUCCGAUGUCUGCGAGGGGAAACCACUGGACGCCUCAUUAGGGAUCGUAGAACGCGAUAGUUAUGAACUCGCGCGGGAUUUUCCUCACUUGAGGGCACGGCUUGUUCGGCUUAACACUUAUCUAGAUGAUCGGAAGCCACGGUCAUGGAGGGAAUUAUGGCUCGAUAAUCGUGAUUCGGCGUCAUGGUUGACGUUUUGGGCAGUCAUUGUCAUUGGUGGUAUAGGACUUAUACUCAGUUUCAUUCAAGUAGCCCUUCAGAUCGCGCAGGUAGCGAUGUCCGUACAGCAGCCGAACUAAUAAUGUUUCCAUAACUACCUAGAUUUCAAAAAUUUGAGACCCUUCUCUAAUUCAUUACACGCUACGUUCGCACCAGCUC